Molecule: messenger RNA, 336 nt
Organism: Vicia faba (fava bean)
Lineage: Eukaryota; Viridiplantae; Streptophyta; Magnoliopsida; Fabales; Fabaceae
Source: the annotation of a GenBank genome assembly
AUGAAAGAAAAAAUGAACCACUCACUAUCAGCUACUAUACUCCUUGCACUUCUUAUAUUUACUACAGUAAUAUGGAAGGCGCAAACAUGUGAACUAACGACGAUUGGAGGUGGUUGUCCUGAUCUUUCAAAAUGCAUGCAAACUUGUCUACCAUGUUAUAAGGGCAUAGGUCAAAUCAGAUACUAUUGUCGUUCUGGAGGUUUUCCUAUAUUACUACCUACAUGUGUUUGUGUAAUGACCAAAGGUGCUCCCUGUCAAGUACCUGGCUGCCCUAAACCUCCUGCAGCUGCCUUAUCUGCCAACUUCAAUCAAACUCAAAUGAAUAUUACAGCUUAA